Molecule: messenger RNA, 2608 nt
Organism: Micropterus dolomieu (smallmouth bass)
Lineage: Eukaryota; Metazoa; Chordata; Actinopteri; Centrarchiformes; Centrarchidae
Product: tripartite motif-containing protein 16-like
Exons: 1
Coding region: 164-1825 (553 amino acids)
Molecular function (GO): zinc ion binding; protein binding
Source: RefSeq, a predicted model, not a curated record
AUCUCACAGUUUACAGAUGGGUGUGAACACCAUGUGAUUAAAUGAAAGAGCUGAAAAGUCGCUACAUUGCAGAUCAGUGAACAAACUUCAAGGAAAUGAGCACACCUUUUAUCUGUUAACAGAAAGUGAAACUUACUGACAUUCACUGUCGUCUGGAGGAGAAAUGGCACAGCAAGUGAUUCUGGAUCGAGAAAAACUCAGCUGUUCAAUCUGUCUGGAUCUCCUCAAUGAUCCUGUGACUAUUCCCUGUGGGCAUAGCUACUGCAUGAGCUGUAUUAAAGACUGCUGGGAUGAGGAGAAUCAGAAGAAAACACACAGCUGCCCUCAGUGCAGGCAGAGCUUCACACUGAGGCCUGUCCUGGAGAAAAACACCAUGUUAGCUGAGUUAGUGGAGGAACUGAAGAAAGUAGGACUUCAAGCUCCUUCACCUGAUCAUUCCUAUGCGGGACCUGGAGACGUGGCCUGUGAUUUCUGCACUGGGAGGAAGCUGAAAGCCUUCAAGUCCUGUCUGAUGUGUAUGGCAUCUCAAUGUGAGCAACACCUCCAGCCUCACUACGAUGUACCUGCAUUAAAGAAACACAAGCUGGUUGAAGCCACUUUAAAGCUUCAGGAGAACAUCUGCUCUCGCCAUGACGAGGUGAUGAAGAUUUUCUGCCGCACUGAUCAGAAGUGCAUCUGUUAUCUCUGCUCCAUGGAUGAUCAUAAAGGCCAUGACAAAGUCUCUGCUGCAGCAGAAAGGACUGAAAGGCAGACAGAGCUCAGGGUGAUUCGACAAAAAAUCCAACAGAGAGUCCAGGACACAGAGAAAGACGUCAAGGUGCUUCAGCAGAGGGUGGAAGCUAUCAAUCUCUCUGCUGAUGGAGCUGUGAGGGACAGUGAGAAGAUCUUCACUCAGUUGAUCCGUCUCAUUGAGAAAAGAAGCUCUGAAGUGAAGCAGCAGAUCAGAUCCCAGCAGAAAACUGAAGUGAGUCGAGCUAAAGAGCUUGAGAAGAAGCUGCAGCAGGAGAUCACUGAGCUGAAGAGGAAAGACAGUGAGCUGGAGAAGCUCUCACACACAGAGGAUCACCUCCAUUUCCUGAACAACUACCCAUCGCUGUCACAUUUGAGCAAGAUUGAAGACUCACCCAACAUUGCUGUCCUUCCUCUGUGCUCUUUUGAGGAUGUGACAGCGGCGUUGUCAGCGGCCAGAGAUAAACUGCAGACUGUUGUGAGUGAGGAGUGGGCAAAGAUCUCACUGGCAGUGACUGAAGUGGCUCCUCAACCAGAGCCCAGAACCAGAGAUGAAUCUUUGAAAUAUUCUCGUCAAAUCACACUGGAUCAUAAUACAGCACACACACGUUUAGGAUUGAGUGACAGCAACAGAAAAGCAACAUUAAUGGAAGUAGACCAGUUAUAUUUGGGUCACCCAGACAGAUUUCUUGCAAGGUGGCAGGUCCUGAGUAGAGAGGGUCUGACUGGACGUUGUUACUUGGAGGUGAAAUGGAGCGGGAACGUUUAUAUAGCAGUUGCAUACAAGGAUAUUAGCAGAACAGGGGCAAGAGAUGAGUCUGGAUUUGGAUAUAAUGACAAAUCUUGGGCAUUGUAUUGUAGAAGUUAUGGUUAUACAUUCAUACAUAACAGUAUUUCUACUUCCAUCUCAGGCCCUCUGUCCUCUAGAAUAGGAGUUUACCUGGAUCAUAGGGCAGGGACUCUGUCUUACUACAACAUCUCUGAAACCAUGACUCUCCUCCACAGAGUCCAGACCACGUUCACUCAGCCUCUCUUUCCUGGAUUUUGGCUUCCAAAUACCCCUGGAGACACUGCUGAGUUUUGUGAGCUCAAGUAAACAGCAGUUUAAAAAGUGAUUUAUCUGUGGUGCUGUAUGUAUGUAUAUGUUGAGGUGUGUCUGCACUCCAGAGAUCAAGCCAGGGAUUCGGACUGUGAUAUAUUUUGUUGGAUUUAAUGUUAUUUUGUUUGUGUCGAUGACACAGUGAAAUGAAAAAUAAAUAAAUUAUCUUUUAAUUUACUAGAUAGGGAUUAAACUAUCUUGUUUAUUAUAGUUGGUUUUGUAUGUUUUAUUUACUAAAUGUGUUAAUUAUCGACUGUACAUGGAAAAUAUUACAUCUGCAUGCAAACCGUUUGAUGAAACAUCUGCUUUUGUCCUACUUAAACCUGAAUUUUAUUGUUGUUAUUAUAUAAAUUGGCUUAAUUAUGUCAAAAAUUACAACAUCAAUAAAAGCAUCAUGUAUGUAAAUAAUCUGCCAAAUGAAUGUAAAAUAAUGUAAAGUGUAAUUUUUUUGUAUAUCUUAAGGAACAUGACAUUUUAAUAUUAACCUUUUUAGUACUCUACAUACUGCAGUCUGUACUACACACGAUAUUGCAACUCACAUUACUUUUUUACAUCAAAAAACUACAUGAAAAAAAUUUGCUACUCUGUAGUAGUUUAUAUACAUUAGAAUUGAACUUUGCUUAUCAUAUUUUUAAGAGUGUCUUUUCAUGGUGACAGUUUUAGUAAACAUUUAUGAAAAAUCAAAGCUUUACAAAUAAAUAAAUAAAUAGCUUUGUCAUCAUUUUAUCAGCAAACUGCUAUUCUGUAAAGAAUCACACUGAUAAAAGCAUUUUUCUUUUA